AUGGCUGCCACCCAAGACCAGCACUCUUCAAGCUCCCUCGACGAGAAGCUUGGCGAUGCUGAGAAGCAGACGGUCGCCGCGCCCGUGCCCGUCGCGGCGUUUGACGACCCGAACUUCGACAAGGAUGCCGUCGUGCUCGAGGAUGACUCUCCCUACCCCGAGGUCCGUUCGGCCGUCGCCAACACGGAUGACCCCGACAUGCCAGUCAAUACGUUCCGCGCAUGGUUCAUCGGCUUCAUCUGGUCCGUGAUCCUCCCCGGCAUCAACCAGUUCUUCUUCUUCCGGUAUCCCUCCGUCACGGUGACUUCGAUCGUUGCGCAGCUGCUGUCAUACCCGCUCGGUCGUCUAUGGGCGCGUUUCCUCCCGAACAUCAAGAUCUUCGGCGUCUCUCUCAACCCUGGUCCUUUUACCGUGAAGGAGCAUGUUCUCAUCACGAUCAUGGCCAAUGUGGGGUACCAGUCCGCAUACGCUACGGACGUCAUCGCCGUUCAGCGCGUCUACUACAACCAGAUCUACAGCUUUGGUUAUCAAUGGAUGCUUGUCGUCUCCACGCAGCUGAUUGGAUUCUCCAUUGGAGGAAUUGCGCGUCGCUUCCUCGUCGCACCCCCGUCCAUGAUUUGGCCUACCAACCUCGUUUCAUGCGCGCUUUUCAAUACCCUGCACUCGCAGCACUACAGCGGCAUGGGCACUCGCGGAGGAAUCUCCCGUGAACGGUUCUUCGUCUACGUGUUUGUCGGAUCAUUCUGCUGGUACUUCUUCCCCGGCUACAUCUUCCAGGCCCUGUCAUUCUUCAACUGGGUCUGCUGGAUCGCCCCCGAGAACGUCGUCGUCAACCAGCUCUUCGGGUACUACUCCGGCCUCGGCAUGUCCAUCAUCACCUUCGACUGGUCGCAGAUCGCGUACGUUGUUUCGCCUCUCGCGACGCCCUGGUGGGCGUCCGCGAACGUCGCGGCCGGCUUCGUGUUCUUCUUCUGGUUCCUCACCCCGGUCCUCUACUACACGAACACGUGGUACUCGAAGUACAUGCCGAUCUCCUCCCGGACUUCGUUCGACAACAUGGGGAACUCGUACGACGUCAGCCGCAUCCUCACGCCCGAGUCGACGCUCGAUCCGGAGAAGUACGCGGCGUACUCCCCCCUCUUCCUCUCCACCACAUUCGCGCUCUCGUACGGGCUCUCGUUUGCAUCGAUCACCGCCACAAUCGUGCAUACCUUCCUCUACUACCGCAAGCAGAUCUGGAUCCAAGCCCGCCGCUCGCUCUCGGAGCAGCCCGACAUCCACGCGCGGCUCAUGUCGCGCUACGUGCAGGUGCCUGAGUGGUGGUACGCGAUCAUCUUCGUGUCGAUGUUCGUCUUCGGGGUCAUCUGCAUCGAGGUUUGGCACACCCAGAUGCCCGUCUGGGCGUUGGUCUUGGCCCUCAUCAUCGCUUUCGUGUACACGAUCCCGAUCGGCAUCAUUCAGGCUAUCACGAACCAGCAGAUCGGCCUCAACGUCUUCACCGAGCUCAUCGUCGGCUACGCGCUCCCCGGACACCCGAUCGCCAUGAUGAUCUUCAAGACGUACGGCUACAUCACGAUGUACCAGGCCCUCUCCUUCACGCAGGACUUCAAGCUCGGCCACUACAUGAAGGUCCCCCCGCGCGCGAUGUUCUGGGCGCAGGUCUUCGCGACCAUCAUCGGCGGCACCGUCCAGCUCGGGGUGCAGGCCUGGAUGUUCACCAACAUCCCGGACAUGUGCAGCCCGAAGCAGAAGAGCGGCUUCAUCUGCCCGUCGACCGAGGUCUUCGGGACCGCGUCGAUCAUCUGGGGCGUCAUCGGCCCGCAGCGCCAGUUCUCGUCCGGCCAGAUCUACUACGGCCUCGUGUUCUUCUUCCUCAUCGGCGCGAUCCUGCCGUGCAUCGGGUACGCGGCGUCGCUCAGGUGGCCGAACUCGUUCGUCAAGUACGUCAACUUCCCCGUCAUCCUCGCCGGCACCGGAUACAUCCCGCCCGCGUCCGCGGUCAACUACGUCCCCUGGACGGUCGUCGCGUUCGUCUUCAACUACGUCAUCCGCCGGCGUCACUUCUCGUGGUGGACGAAGUACAACUACAUCUUGUCCGCCGGCCUGGAUGCGGGUGUCGCGAUUUCGAUCAUCAUCAUUUUCUUCGUGCUGCAGUACCCGAAGAGCGGCACGAUCGGGGAGACCACGAUCGCGUUGUGGUGGGGGAAUGUCGUCGGAACGGAGACCGCGGACUACAACUCCGCGUCGCUCUACGCGGUGCCUGCCGAGGGCUUCGGGCCCAAGUCGUGGUCGUGA
Molecule: messenger RNA, 2295 nt
Organism: Epithele typhae
Lineage: Eukaryota; Fungi; Basidiomycota; Agaricomycetes; Polyporales; Epitheliaceae
Product: OPT oligopeptide transporter
Exons: 8
Coding region: 1-2295 (764 amino acids)
Biological process (GO): transmembrane transport
Molecular function (GO): oligopeptide transmembrane transporter activity
Source: RefSeq, a predicted model, not a curated record